Trachemys scripta elegans is the source of this 4374-nucleotide messenger RNA. It is a transcript of the gene LMNTD2, whose product is annotated as lamin tail domain containing 2. The record is from RefSeq and is a predicted model, not a curated record. Gene Ontology annotation, cellular component: lamin filament. NCBI's taxonomy places the organism in Eukaryota, Metazoa, Chordata, Testudines, Emydidae. Gene Ontology annotation, molecular function: structural constituent of chromatin. Gene Ontology annotation, biological process: chromatin organization.
UGCAGAUCAACCUAUAGCAGUAACUGUUUGGAGCUGGUGUGAAGAGCCAGAUAAAGAAUGGGUGGGAGGCCUCCAGAGAAUUUGCCUUUGCUGCCUGGAGAUGAUCCUCGAGCCAUGGGGGAAACACAGAAAGAAGACAAGCUGCACAGGCCCCACUCCAAUAGGAGUGAGGGUCAGGGAGAAGACACUAUCUGCAACCAGGCUCCGCCCGUAGAUACUGAGAGCAGCAUGCAGCCUGCCAGAGAGGAUGUGGGCCAGGGAGAAGAUGGCACCAGCUGUUAUUGGAGUCUUUCUGUAGCAUCCGAGCAACAGCCCAAAGCCCCGCCUGUGCAGCCGAAGGUCCUACAGAAGAAGGAUGACGCCCAUGUCCUGCGCUUGCUGCUGCAUCAGAGGGACCUGGAAAUCCAGGGGCUGAGAUGCGCCGCUCAGAAGGAGCCAGCGGCCCGGCUCUCCUUCAUUUUGCAGGAGCUAGUGAGCAUGAGGCAGAGAGUGAGUGCAACCCCCACAAGAUAUCUCUGAACAUGGUUUGGAAUUGGAGAGAAGUGUAAUGAUCUUGUGGGUUUCUGUAGGUACCAAACCAAAAGAGGCCAGCCAGAGCAUCUCCAAAAGGAAAUAGACAGACUGAGCUCUGAAUUGCAGGCUGAAAAGGAGCUCCAUAUGAGGGAGAUGCAGCUCUUGAAGGAGAAACUCUGCAAAUCAGAGCUGUUGGUGCAACAACUGUACAAAGAGAUCGCAAGGCUGGAGAAGUCACAGCCUGGGAGACCCGCCCAAGGCCUCAGAGAGCCACAGGAAACAGAGGCCAGUGUGAAGCGGGGUGAUAAACCAGAAACGGAGAGUUUCGAGCUUUGGUCAGAGAGAGGAAACAACAAUGUAGUGGCAGAACCUAGUAACAUGACACUGCGGAGGAUCCCCAAGCACACGAGCUUCCUGGAUUCAUUCUUCAAGGAUAGAGAUCCAGCAACACUUCAGAUGGAAAAGGACGACGGAAGAACCCAGAUAUCAGAAGUAGUUCAAACAGAAUUCAACCUCUAUGGCAUGUCCUCUACAGAGUUAGAGAGCAGAUGGAAAAUAAAUGAUCUUAGAAACUUUAGUUCAAGUCAAGAGCUGGGUAGUUUUCCUGCGAGAAUUGAGAGGAAAUUACAAUCAGAAAGUUCUUGGUGGGAGGCGAUCUCUUCUCCAAAAUCAGAUCUUGUUUCUGCACCAAGCAGGUCUGAAGUUGCGGUAUUGUUCCCCAGUCUCCCACUGUCCUGGGAGGCCAUCGAGCCCAAACACACUGGUUCUCUGGAUCUGAAGACGGACCAGUCCCAGGAUCUGUGCCGUCCCACUCAUGCCGGUCUUGGUGGGAUAGGAGUUUGCAAGACAUCUGUGAUGCCCUCAGAUCUGAGCAAAGGUGAAGAACAUGAAAGGGUUCCUGGGGACACAGGAUUCCUAAAGAUCACCACCGUGAAUUGUAAGGGCAAAUUCGUUCGAAUCCUCAACACCUCAUUGGACCAAGACGUGGACCUGAGUGGCUUCAUCAUCCAGCAGUGGAUUGGAGGGUACCCGGUGUCCAUCUACCGCUUCCCCCCAGACACCAUGCUGCCCGCACUGCAUCACGUCACGGUCUGGGCUGCAGGAGCUGAUUGCACCCAUAAAAAACCCGCUGACGUGACACUGAGGACCCAGCAGUAUUUCAGAACUGGCCCAGAAUGCACCACAGUCCUCAGCAAUGCAAAGGGCCAGACUCUGUCCAGGUACACAGCCCCUCACAGACUCACAGCGGCUGCAGACGCCUACACGGAUAACAUGGACCUUUCGGUGGACAAGUUCCCACUCACUGGAGACGGGGAGGAAGCAGAAGAACCUCAGCCCCAGAAGGAUCAGCACUGGGUCCCUGCAGUGCCACACAGAGGGAGCACAGGCAGGCCACCGGCUGUCCUGCAGAAGGCAAGGGACAGGAAGCACUUUCCUGUUGGCUCUUCAAACAGCAACAGUCGGGGAGAUCCUUCAAAGGGCGGCAAGAGGAAAAUCCAGCCUGCACCCAGAGAGACAGUUCACAAGACUGUCUCCUUCUCAGCCCAGAAUUUACCUGCCAUAUCAGUGGCAGUCAAGGAGAAACGCUCUUCAUCCAGCGAGGAGAAGGAGGAGGAAGAGGAGGAUUUUGCUCCUCAUGGAAGGCAGCCCCCAACUGCAGAGCCAAAACCCAGAGUUUUCAAGACAGCUCUGGAUACAACAAUUCCUACGGUGGCACUGAUAGGACAGAAGAGUGCUCGAUCUAAAUACGGCUUCAAGCACAUGGCUUAUCUACCUACCACUACUGACAUGCAGCUUAGGAGAUAUUGUCCUGCUAGAUGAUGCAUUGAUUAAUAGGUGACACAGGAAACUUGCACACGGGUUCUUAAAUACAUGCCAUGCUGCUCCAGUGAAUGUGCUGCCACUUGGCUUAUUUCAGCAAGGGGAGAAGAGUCAGUAAUGGGGGUGGGGGGGCUGUUUUGAGAGGAUGUGCUACCCGCAAGGCUGUUAUUUAUCACUUGAGAACUCCACAAAGAGCAAAGUCAGGACACUGUAGGAAAGAUAAUUGUAGAGUGGCCUUUGGUGGCUCCAGUUCCCACCCUUCCAGUCAGGAGGCCCAUGGUGAAGGCUAAGAGUAAGGUCUGCUGGUGAUGUGUUCCUCAUCUGACGACAGUAGAGUUACUGGGCAGGAGAGAAGGUCUCUAUAACUGAGAUGAAUGACGACAAAGGUCAGAAAUGGAAGGGAUUGCUCCCACUGAGCCCACGAAGGCACUUCCCAAAUGUCUUACUCUACUCAUGUACAAUGGUCCCUGUUAACUUACCAGUCCAUGGACAAAAACAUUACUGAUCAUUUCUCCCUGUCCCCCACCACAGGAAUACAGUGGAGAGGCCCCUUGCAUGAUAAUGGUACAGAACCAAGCCUUUGUUUUCCUGGAAAAGAUCCCAUAGCCAUUUGCAGAAGUGGCUUCUAAAUCGGUGACCAGUUUCUGUGCAGAUCAGGCAGACAAACCCAGUUGCCUGAUUUGCAAGCCCAAACCCCAUUUAUGCAUGAGAAUGUAGGAUUCUGCACAUACAAAGUCACAAGCACAAAUUGAGAGAGUAGUUAGGGGCCAUUUGGAGCAGGUGGUCCUAAAUACCACUCACUUUUACAAUAGUUUUUAUAAGCAGGGCCUGAUUUUCACAAGUGUUGAGCAUCUGCAACUCCUACUGACUUCACCCAGGAGUGUGAGUGCGCAGCACUUCUGAAAAUCAGGCCCUAACAUUCUUCUCUCUUCUAUCCUAUUGAGCCACACUGUCCAUUUGUUUUGUUCAUGGUCAGUGACACUGGCAUAGAGUCAAUUUUAGAUGCCAGUUUAACUACACAAGCACUUUGUUGGGCGAUGACUGCCUGGAAAUCCCUCCAACACUCAUAUGAUUUUGGGGAACUGCUUGCCAUUCAAUACUUAUUGUAUCUGAUCGAUGGUUCUUUCUUAUGCCCACUGAGAGAAUGCGAACUUGGCUUCUGCUCACAACUAUUUUGUAAGAGGAAUGGGUAUCAGAGCAGUGGGACCAAGUUGAAGGAUUUGGGCUCUAUGGUACAGCCUAUUCCUUUCGUUUAUAUUAGCAGUGAGGCAAAGGCAACAAACUAUGCAAGGGCUGAUUGCAUAAUUUAAUGUAUUAUAAACUGUUUCCCAGAAAAUAUCUGUAACAUAUUAAUUUGAAGGUAGAAAAAAAUAUAAGAUUUUCUGAUGCUUGGUUUGAGAACACCUGACAUUGCUCAGAUCAUACACCGCAGUCCUUCUUACCUAUAUCACAGUGUGCAAUCAUUUAGAGCAGCUCAUAGUGCUUUACACCUUACCCCAACAUAGAAUAAAUACCCUAUGGAAAACAAGAACUGCUCCUUCCCUACCCACUUCAUUGUUGCUGAUGAAUCACUUAAAAUAAUGAAGUCACAUGAAUUUGGAAAAUGUAACUGAUCUGAAAGAAUAAACAGGGAAUGUUUGAUUCUGCAUGUCUGUUUGCAUGUCACCCAUUUGCUCUGAAAUGUCAGGGUGACAAAGUUUUCUAGGGAGCCAGCUGGACCCAAUGAAACUUAUUUACAAAGGUCGCUGGGUGAAAUUCAGACUUGGGAUGUCUAGCCAUAGAACAGCAGUCCUGGGGACGUGCUGAGAGUUCCUUCAGAGCAGAGACACGGCAGACUGACACACUGAUGUUCCAAUGAGUUGCAUCUUCAGUAUUCCUUCCCAUAGCCAUAUAGCUGAGGGGAACAAUGAAAGAUUACAAACAGAUCGAAGUGGUAAAUGUCAGUGGGAGAAUGGAAAUUAGUGCUAAAAUCAGACAGACUUCCUGCAUGUUGGACUUCUGCUAUCCCAGGUGAGUAGGGAACACACACACAUCUGCAAU